AUGACUGAAACUCUGGUGUCGUUUGCGGCCACGGCCCCUCACCGAAAGCUGAAUAUCUAUGCAGAUCAGCAGCUGGAAGAUCCUCUGGCCUGCGUUCUGGCCAAGAUAUCCACUUUGGAGAAGGUAGAAUUGAUUUUAAAAGUCUUUAAAGUGUUUUCUCCGCAGUUUCCACUUCAAAAUGAGCUGCAGGUGGUGCUCUCGCAGACGAAACUGCUGCAGGAAAUUCUGAAUCGGCUGCCAGCCAGCGCCGAUCCAGCCGCUGGCCGCCUCGGCCGCGACUCUGCGAAUUCUGCCCAAACUCGAAAUGCCUAUUUGGCAGCACUAAGGGCCAUCAGCAGCAAGACAUGCAGCGCAGCAGCAGAGGACCCCGAGGCCGCCAGCAGCAGCAGCAGCAGCAGCAAUGUGAAAGCUGCGCCUCAGCCCUCUGCUGCUUCUCUUUCCAAGUCUUUCUGGGGCAAACAGGGACUUGCAAAUGAAGCCGGCGAAGUUGAAUUGAAUAAAGACAGAAGCAAAACGGAAAAAGGCGAGCCGCCACUUCAUUUAACCAUUUUGCUUUUUAAAAACUCCGAAAUGGAAUUUCAGCAGCAGAAGCAGCAGCAGCAGCAGCAGCAGAGCCUCAGCUGCAGCAAAACCAGCGAAGUGCUUCUCCUGCGCUUCGGGUUUCUCCCGCAGCUCGCCG
This is a messenger RNA of Eimeria tenella, 679 nucleotides long. RefSeq lists its product as uncharacterized. The annotation marks the transcript as partial. The transcript has a single exon. NCBI's taxonomy places the organism in Eukaryota, Apicomplexa, Conoidasida, Eucoccidiorida, Eimeriidae. The record is from RefSeq and is a predicted model, not a curated record.